UGUAGCCACGUUAGCCCUAUCACUAACCUGGAGCUGGCCAGCGUUCACAACUCACCGGCGUACGUAAACAGUCAGUGAAGACCUGUUUUAUUUUCUUUACUACGAGACAAAACCGCCUGUAAAUUUGUGAAAACACCGAUGGAAGUUAUCAGUGGUGAUGUGCAGUCUAAUGGGCUACAUUGACCACCAAGGAGCUACCUGGCAGCCCGGUCUAUGAACUGACAGCUGUCACCUAGCUGCUUAGCUCGGAGGCUAGCUAGGUGAGCUAACGGCUAACAGGGGAUUUUUUCCAGUCUCAGCAAAGGCUAAUUUAGGCUACUACUGUCGAUUCAGACAGAUAAACUAUGACUUCUGUGGACAAUUGGCUUGCCCCUGUUGGUCAAACUAUGAGUUAGCUGAGAAACUACGGUUUGGUAGUAUUUAUAGCUAGUUCAGCAAUUUUUUGGUUUGUAUUUCUUUUUGGCUGCUUUCAUUCAGUUAUUUAAGCAGCUAUUGCUGAAGAAAGGACACCGGGUUCCUCGGUGGACAGAGGGGCUGCAACCUUCGUUUCGACACCGAAAAUUUUUUUUGGACUUGGGCCUACUUUGGAUAGCAUCUUGGUGUAAUGAAGAAAUUUUUUGACUCUCGUCGGGACUUUGCGGGCUCUGGGCCUGGUUCUGGAGCCGGUGGAGGGGGUACUGGUUCCGGUGGCGGUGGGAGCUUCAUUGGCCGAGUCUUCAGCAUCGGAAGAUAUCAAGUGACUGUCGAGGAAAUUGUUGCCGAAGGAGGUUUUGCAAUUGUGUUUCUAGUGCGAACUCAUCAAGGGCAGCGCUGUGCACUAAAGAGAAUGUAUGUCAACAAUGAACAUGAUCUGCAAAUCUGCAAGCUUGAGAUACAAAUCAUGAGGGACUUAGUAGGCAACAAAAACAUAGUUGGCUUCCUGGACUCAAGCAUAGCCGCUGUGGGAGCCGGUGAUGUGUGGGAAGUCUUAAUCUUAAUGGACUUCUGCCGAGGUGGGCAGGUGGUAAACCAGAUGAACCAGCGAUUACAGACGGGCUUCAGUGAAGCUGAGGUGCUGAGGAUCUUUUGUGACACGUGUGAGGCAGUUGCUCGGCUUCAUCAGUGCAAACCUUCCAUCAUCCAUCGAGAUCUAAAGGUGGAAAAUAUUCUUCUACAUGAUCAGGGGCACUAUGUGCUCUGUGAUUUUGGAAGCGCCACAAAUUAUUUUCAAAACCCACAGACUGAAGGCGUUGCAGUUGUAGAAGAGGAAAUUAAAAAAUACACAACCCUGUCAUACCGCGCUCCUGAGAUGGUUAACCUUUAUGGGGGAAAAGUCAUCACAACAAAAGCAGAUAUAUGGGCUUUAGGCUGUCUUCUCUAUAAGCUUUGCUUCUUUACCCUUCCUUUUGGUGAGAGCCAAGUGGCCAUCUGUGACGGUAGCUUCACCAUCCCAGACAAUUCUCGUUACUCCCAGGAAAUGCAUUGCCUCAUCAGAUACAUGCUGGAACCUGACCCUGACAAGAGACCAGAUAUUUACCAAGUGUCCUACUUUGCCUUUAAACUUGCCCGACAGGAGUGUCCCGUACCAAAUCUGCACAAUUCAUCUAUUCCUUUAAAACUUCCGGAGCCUAUCCGAGCCAGUGAAGCAGUGGCCAAAAAGAGUCAAACCAAAGCUCGGCUAACAGACCCAGUUCCAACUACAGAAACCUCAAUUGCACCUCGACAGCGACCCAAAGCUGGUCAGGCACAGUCACAGCCUAUAUCAGUCAUUCUUCCCAUCCAACCAGCUCUCACCCCACGCAAGAGGCCUAACGUGACCACAGGGACCCCACCAGCUUUUGCGGCUGGUAUCAAUGCCCCAGCUGCAGCUGCUGUCCAACCUGCUCAACAGGCUCCAACUGUACAGGGUGCACCUCAUCUAGUGCAGACAAGCAACAAGCAUGUGCAGCCUACAACACAUCAGCAACUCCUCAUGAAGACACAGCAAGCCUCUCCCUUCCUAACAAGUCACGGUAACCAGCAGAACCUGCACCAACAUCAAACACCCUCCCAUCCAUCUACUCUACUGCAGUCCAAAGCUAAACCUGUUCCCUCAGUUUCCACCAUGCAACUCCAACAGCAACAAGUAGUCCAUGAAACAGCAGCAUCUCAUCUUGCAGCCAUACCUGAGUCUGCAGUCCUUGCUCCAACAGAUGUGCCUUCAGGCAGAGAUAUCCACAAAGCAGGCUCUUUGACACCCCCUUCAUCACCAAAGAUUGCCCCAAAAAGUGGCCACAGACGGAUCCUGAGCGACGUCACCCACAGUGCCAUCUUUGGGGUUCCAGUCAGCAAAUCUACCCAGCUGCUUCAGGCAGCCGCAGCUGAGGCCAGCCUCAACAAGUCCAAAUCAGCCAGCACCACUCCUUCAGGCUCCCCCUGUUCGUCCCAGCAGAAUGUGUAUCAUCCAGGUGCUCCUGACGCUGCACCAAAUCCUCAGCCCGGCUGGAACCCCUUUGGAGAUGAUAAUUUCUCCAAGCUAACUGCGGAGGAGCUACUCAACAAAGACUUUGCAAAGCUAUCCGAGUCUGCUCAGCCAGGAGAAAUAGACCUCACUUCCAGUGAUGGUCUCAUUCCAGAGCUUGGUGCUUUUCCAGCAAAGGCUGAGGUGUGUGUGGAUUCCUUGAUUCCUGGUUUGGAAGCGCCUCAGCGCCAUUCUGUCCAGCCAGAGUGUAUUGCUGCCAGCAUGCCAGAUUCUUUCUCUGGGGAAACUUCUCUGCUGGGUUGUGAUUUAUUAACUCAUCCUUCUGGUGGCAGCCAGCUUAUUUCUGCACUCCCUUCCUCCUCUGGCCCUCCUGGCUGUGGCUCCAGAUCCUGUCUGGAGGAGCUGCAACCCAGUCAGGCUGCCGACUCUUCUUUCCUCUUGUCUGGUGUGAAAAAGGGCAGUGAUGAUGAGUUUGACCCCAUUCCUGUGAUCAUUCCAAAAAAUACAAACCAAGAAGUGGAAGGGGAGAGUAAUGGCUACACUGUGCUGGAAGAGGGUCAAGAGACUGAAGACAUUGAAGAGAAUGAUCUCAACAAAGAAGACUGUGAGCAUUCUAGCGAUGAAGAUGUGGAGAAUGCUGCAGGUAAAGAGGAGGAGGGCACAGCAGGCGAGGGUCAUGUUGCUGCUCAGGACUGCAGUGGCUCUAGGCCAUUGCUGAUGGACUCUGAUGAUGAAGAAGAACAUGGACCUCUGGUAGCUCCAUAUUCAGCCCUGCCCCCCAAUACCACACCAGUACAACCACCCGCUACCUUCCCUCAGUCCACAUCAAGCACCUUUGCUCAUAAUAAUUCCUGGGAUGUACCAGAGAGCGGUGUCACUCCAGAUGUCUUUUCCAAAGCCCCCUUUCCAACUUCCCAGGAGGAUUCAGCCGAUGUUUUUGCCAAUGCCCCUUUUCCACGCGCUCCUCUCGUAGCACCGCAGCAGCUGGAUGUGUUCUCACAGGCUCCCUUCGGAAAAAGAAAGGAGUCCUCAGCUACACCGCCGAAAACCUCAUACCCCCAACCAGCUGGAGGCCAGGCUUUGACCUCUGAUCAGGGAGUGCUGGGACAGGUUGCUCAACAACCGUUCCGCCCUCAAGCUCUGACCAAAUAUUCCCGCCACUUUGAAGGACCUGGUCCCGAGCGGCCGGGAGCAGCUCCCAAUGUGAGCAGACAAGCAGUCGAACCGCUUCAGUCAUGGACGUCAGAACUUAACGCUGUAGACCCGUUUGUGUCUGCACCCUUUCACCUGAAGGCACCGCAAGACAAGCCCUGAACACACGCACAGAGCUUAUCGGCAAUUUUCACCCAUGAAAUAUGCAAACUGCAAUAGGCUUCCUGCAUGCUGUCACCAGCGCUGCAGCUGGACUGCAGGCCUCCAUCACAUCUCGUUCUCAACCUUCCUACAUUAGAUCAGGCAGGGCAGGUUUUCCUUCCCAACUCUUAGGUUCUCUUUACUCUUGGCGUGCACAGAGACAAUGUUGGGGUUAACCAUUUGAAUCCUUUCCUGACUACCUCAGUUACUUACUGUGAGGGAGUUUGUGCUGAAGCUAUAGCAAAAUUAUUUUCUGCACAUUGAAGAUUGACUGUAAAACUGUGAUCUAAAUAUCCCACUCAUUCAUUGCAGUGCUUAUCGGAGUGAGAGAAAUUGUCAAUUUCACUUGAAAGGUGAAACUUUCUUUUCAUUCUCUUAAGGUGUAAUCCAAAUAUUUUGGAAUACACCUUAAGAGAAUGAAAUAUCCAAAUUUUACUAUGUGUUUUGACAAAAAAAAAAGGUUCAAACCAUCUAAAUGUCCAGUCUGGGGGCCUUUUAGUCUUACUUGACCUGUUAAUAAACUGUAUGCUGGAAAUAGUCUAAAUGGAAACUUCCAUUAUUAGAUAUGUUUAAAACAAUAUGUAAGCAUCUUGUUUUAUUUUUCCAUCUAAAUAAUUGUUUUCCUCUAUAGGCAUCAUGUUUGUCAUUGUUUGCUAACAAUAGAAUGUUUUUUCAUUUUAUGUAUGGCUCAGAUUUUACUGUCAUUGAAGUAGCUCAUGGGUAUUUCACAUUGUGCUCAUCUAGUAGACACACCCAAUGUGUGAAACUUAAUUGUUUGCCUUCUUAAAGCUGCUGCUUUCACAUUUGAUUGCACUCGCUUUCAGCUCCAAAUACUCCUGCUGUCUUUGGUCUGUGCUUCGUCAGCACUAUAAUGUAGCCCUAUAUGGAAAAAAAAAAAUCCAUGACUUCCAAGACGUGCACAAAGCGAUACAUUCAAGUCUGUAAAACUGACCCAGAAAUGUCUGAUGAUCUACGGCACUUAAUCUUUAUAAUUCCAGCCAGAGAUUGUAAUAAUUGUGUGGUGUGAGAGCUUGAAUAGUGCCUGAUUUAUUAAUUACCCUUAAUUUAUAUUAUUCUAUAUUUUACAAAAUAUUGGAGGCUUUUUUUUUUUGUUUGAGGGGGCUUGUCUGUAGUCUUGCAACACUAAUUGUUUCCCACAGUGGCACUUUUAAAAGGGGAUCCAAGCUGUGUCAACCUUUCUCUGCUGUGUCAUACUUUCUCUGCUGCAGUUCAAUUUUUGACCAUACAGUCUCACCCAGCCUACACGUAUGAAGAUUGCACAAAGUGACUGACAUGGAGUCAGGGUUCUGCAAGAUUCUUUUUUUUUUUUUUUUCUGUCAGCUGUAAAAUGGAUUUUGAUUGCUGAUGUACAGGUAGCUGCUGGAGGACGAGCAGAAGAGACUGUUUGACAAAAAAAAAAAAAAAAGCACUCAAGAUACUUCUUGUGCUGCACAGCCUGCCUUUAAAAA
Cyprinodon variegatus (sheepshead minnow) is the source of this 5262-nucleotide messenger RNA. Its product is annotated as AP2-associated protein kinase 1-like. Lineage: Eukaryota; Metazoa; Chordata; Actinopteri; Cyprinodontiformes; Cyprinodontidae. The coding region runs from base 605 to 3754 and encodes 1049 amino acids. The transcript has 19 exons. Gene Ontology annotation, molecular function: ATP binding; protein kinase activity. The record is from RefSeq and is a predicted model, not a curated record. Gene Ontology annotation, biological process: protein phosphorylation.